AUUUCAAAUACACUUGUUCCAAUUUGAUAGCUGAGACUUUCGCCAGUGGGGGGAAUUCCAAAUAAUGGACUUCUGUUGGGUAAUCGUGCUUUGCUGGUCAUAUGAUACCGAGGGUUACAACGCUGGACAAAACAAGCAUCUAAGGAAGGUAUCAUGAAGUUGGACUUGGCUGCAGCCUCGCUUUCAUUGGCUUUACUGCUUACAUUUAUUUUUCCUAUUUGCUGUCAGCAGCCCAUCAACUGCCGAUGGGGAUCUUUUGGAGAUUGGUCUGAAUGUGAUGGCUGCACUAAGACAAAGGUGCGCACUCGAACUGUGGAGGUAUAUGCCCAAUUUGGUGGUGUGCCAUGCUCUGGACAAAUUGCAGAAUCCCAUCCCUGUGUGCCCCAAAAGGGGUGUCCUCUAGAAAUGGGUUGUGAAUCAAGAUUCCGAUGCACAUCUGGUCAGUGCAUUAGCCGGUCUCUGGUGUGCAAUGGAGAUCAGGACUGUGAAGAUGGUCUGGAUGAGAGAGGCUGUUAUGAAGAGAACAGCCACUUUGUAUGUGAUCUUGAUAAAACACCGCCCAACUCUGACUUGACUGGCAGAGGGUAUGACGUGCUGACAGGGAAGCUGAGGGGAGGCGUGAUCAAUACGCUGAGUUUUGGAGGGCAGUGCAGAAAGGUGUUCAGCGGUGACCAUAAAAUUUAUUAUCGAUUACCCCAGAACAUCCUCAGGUAUAAUUUUGAGGUGAAAGUCGACAACGAGGAAAGUGAUGAAUCUUACGAAAGUUCUUGGUCCUACAUGCAAGAUAUCCAGGUCAAGUCUUUAGUGGGACAUGACCGUCGCAGCUUUCACAAAGAGCUUACUGAAACAAUGAAUCAGAGACUUUUAAUUCUAAAGAAUAAAGUGGAGUUGGCCCAGUUCCAAAACUCAGCCCCUCAGUAUCUAACUCUGGCUGAAGAAUUCUGGAAGGCUUUAAUCUCGCUUCCAUUCACAUACAACUAUGCCGCCUACCGUCAACUGCUGCAGAAGUACGGCACACAUUAUCUCGCUGAAGGCUCUCUUGGAGGUGAAUACCAAGGCUUGUUGGAGUUAGACCGCCAAACAUUUGUCUCGUCCAGUGCAACACAUAUAGACUACAAGUACUGCUGGAGAAAGGUGAAACGAAGACUGUUCUGGAAAAAAGUCAAAAUCGUCUGUGAAAAAUUCUCCAAGUCUAUAUCAUUUGGUGAAGAAAGAGGUGUGACCAAGAUGCCCAUUAAGGUGAACACAUAUGGAGGCGAUCCAUCGUUUUCAGACAUUUUGAAAGUUCUGGAUCUUGAAAAUCCAGAAAGAAAUGGAGAGGCCUAUGAUAACUGGGCCUCCUCUGUUAAAGAUUUUCCUGACGUAAUUGACAAGAAGCUACGCCCUCUGUAUGAGCUUAUAAAGGAGGUGCAGUGUGCAGGACUAAAAAAGCUUCACCUCAAAAGAGCCAUUGAAGAAUACUUGGCAGAGGAGCACCCAUGUCACUGCCAACCCUGCCGUAACAACGGCCAGGCGUUCCUUUCUGGUUCCGAGUGUCGAUGCAUCUGUCGCCCUGGAACUUCAGGACCGGCAUGUGAACAUGGAGCUGUGAUUGGGGAACAAACAGGGGUGAUCCAUGGUGGCUGGAGCUGCUGGUCAGCCUGGAGCUCUUGUUCUGGGGGUCAAAGGGAAAGGUCUCGCAACUGCAACAACCCCAGCCCCAGCAGAGGGGGCCAGCACUGCUCCGGGGUGACUGUAGAGCAAAUGCCCUGUGAAGAUGCAGAUAUACAGUAUUUAAAGAUGAUGGAGCCGCAAUGUUUCGGCCUGUCUGUGACUCCACCAAAGACCUGUGGACCUCCUCCAAACCUCCGAAAUGGUUACAUCCAGGACACCAGCGAAUUCUAUUUGGCUGGGAACACAGUGCAGUACUCUUGCAUAGAUGGCUAUUACCUCAGUGGAAACUCUUUGGCCGAAUGUACUGAAAAUCAGACCUGGAAGACUGGAGCAAUGGUUUGUAAAAGUUCAACAUGCCACAAUCCCAAUCUCAACAAUGACGUGACGGCCACGCCUGUUAAAGUGGACUAUCGGAUUGGAGAGCGGAUAUCCUUGUCCUGUCCUAAGGGAUUGAUGCUGACUGGUGACAUUUCAGACAUCAUAUGUACUCCCAGUCUGCAAUGGUCUCCUUCUCCCUCCACAGCUCACUGUCAUGAAGGCCCCACAAUUCCGACUCCUCCCGAGGGCCUGAAGUGUAAACCUUGGGAGAAUGUCGGAAAAACUGAUUGUGUGUGUAAAAUGCCAUUCCAGUGCCCGACCUCUCUGGAGUUGUGUGCCAGAGUAAGCUCAAGCCAGCCUCGGGUGCUUGGUGUUUGCCAGGUUGGAGCACUGCAAUGUUUAGGCCGUACUUUUAUCCUGGUCAAUAAUAGCGAAUGUGACUGGCCGGAAGGGACGACCUCUGGAACAAAGUGUCAGCCUGGAAAUUGUCAAUGCCAGAAUCCGUCAGAAUGUUCAGAAGACUCACACCCCCUGUGUGUGACAUCAGACGUUGGCACUGUUGCCAUGACGAUGACCGAAUGCCAAGUGAGGUCCAAGAGGUGUUCUGGUGAGCAGCUCACUGUGAUCAGUAUUCACGCGUGUCCCUAAUAAAGUUACCUAAUUUCCCUCACAUAUGUUCUGUUCUUGCCUGUCCCAUAACAAACUGUUUGUAUGGAUUUUCCAAUAAAAAUUCAUCACAAUAUAAUGAAACCACAGAGGGAUCACAAUACAUCAGAAUAACUUGGUGCACAUAAAUAAUAAUACUUUGGCAUAAGUGGCACCAAUGACGCCACGGGUAAACUAACCCUCCCAUGUCAUUUGACCAGGGUAGAGGGGCUGAGAAAACAGCGUAAAUGGCUUGAACGCGUUUUUUUUUCCUUGUCGGUUGGUACGGGAACUCUUUUCAACUGCUGUAAUUUCAUGUUAAUUAUAAAAAUGGCAAGAGUAAAUUGUUUUGAAUAAUGACCAAACACUGGCAAUAAUAUACUUUACGAGGUGGAAACAACCAGUAUGUUUUUAUUGAGUUCAAGAAAAUUGCAACUUUUGUUAAAACGACUUAUUUAAGUCUCUACUCUACUUGUAUUAUGUCCAUGCAAAUGUGUAAUGUGACUUUUCAUGAUAUUGAAAAGGAAUAAUAGCAAACAAAAGUGAUUCUGUGGUAUAUUAUUUCAUACAGUACUCAAAAUAUAUUGCAAUGACUUGACACUG
Syngnathus typhle (broad-nosed pipefish) is the source of this 3219-nucleotide messenger RNA. RefSeq names its product complement component 7b (gene c7b). Lineage: Eukaryota; Metazoa; Chordata; Actinopteri; Syngnathiformes; Syngnathidae. Gene Ontology annotation, biological process: immune response. Gene Ontology annotation, cellular component: membrane attack complex. The transcript is spliced from 18 exons. The record is from RefSeq and is a predicted model, not a curated record. The coding region runs from base 154 to 2619 and encodes 821 amino acids. Gene Ontology annotation, molecular function: protein binding.